Messenger RNA from Apodemus sylvaticus (European woodmouse), 5584 nucleotides. RefSeq names its product Bardet-Biedl syndrome 1 (gene Bbs1). The coding region runs from base 17 to 1804 and encodes 595 amino acids. The record is from RefSeq and is a predicted model, not a curated record. Gene Ontology annotation, cellular component: BBSome; axoneme; centrosome. The transcript is spliced from 17 exons. Gene Ontology annotation, molecular function: smoothened binding; patched binding. Gene Ontology annotation, biological process: non-motile cilium assembly; protein localization to cilium. NCBI's taxonomy places the organism in Eukaryota, Metazoa, Chordata, Mammalia, Rodentia, Muridae.
GGCGACGCCUGGGAAGAUGGCUGCGACGUCUUCAUCGGAUUCCGACAGCGGGCGAGCUGAGAGCAACGAAGCCAAUUCUAAAUGGCUGGACGCACACUACGACCCCAUGGCCAACAUCCACACUUUCUCCUCCUGCCUGGCACUGGCAGAUUUGCAUGGCGACGGGGAGUACAAGCUGGUGGUGGGAGACCUUGGCCCGGGUGCGGGUGGGCAGCAGCCCCGCCUGAAGGUGCUCAAGGGACCCACAGUGCUGACAGAAAGCCCCCUGCCUGCCCUGCCGGCCUCGGCUGCCACCUUCCUCAUGGACCAGCACGAGCCCAGGACACCUGCCCUAGCACUCGCUUCGGGACCUUGUGUCUAUGUUUAUAAGAACCUUAGACCCUACUUCAAGUUCAGCCUGCCCCAGUUACCUCCAAACCCUUUGGAACAAGACCUUUGGAACCAAGCCAAAGAGGACCGGAUUGACCCCUUAACCCUGAAGGAGAUGCUGGAGGACAUCAGGGAGAAGGCAGAGGUGCCUUUGUCUGUGCAGUCACUUAGGUUUCUGCAGCUGGAGCUGAGUGAAAUGGAGGCAUUUGUGAACCAGCACAAGUCCAAGGUUAUCAAGCGUCAGACAGUCAUCACCACCAUGACCACCCUGAAGAAGAACCUGGCGGAUGAGGAUGCAGUGUCCUGUCUGGUGCUAGGCACAGAGAACAAGGAACUACUAGUGCUGGAUCCUGAGGCCUUCACCAUUUUGGCCAAGAUGAGCCUGCCCAGUGUCCCCGUCUUCCUGGAGGUUUCUGGCCAGUUUGAUGUGGAGUUCCGGUUGACUGCUGCCUGCCGAAAUGGAAGCAUCUAUAUCCUGAGAAGAGACUCCAAACACCCCAAGUACUGCAUCGAGUUGAGUGCCCAGCCUGUGGGGCUGGUCCGUGUACACAAGAUCCUGGUGGUGGGCAGCACCCAAGAGAGUCUGCAUGGCUUCACCCACAAGGGUAAGAAGCUGUGGACCGUGCAGAUGCCUGCAGCCAUCCUGACCAUGAACCUCCUGGAGCAGCGGUCCCGAGGCCUGCAAGCUGUCAUGGCUGCUCUGGCCAAUGGGGAAGUCCGAAUUUACCGAGACAAGGCCCUGCUUAAUGUCAUCCGUGCCCCUGAUGCCGUAACCAGCCUCUGCUUUGGCCGAUAUGGGCGAGAAGACAACACUCUCAUCAUGACUACUAGAGGUGGUGGCCUGAUCAUCAAGAUCCUGAAGCGCACAGCAGUGUUUGUGGAGGGCACCGGUGAGGCGGGCCCACCGCUGGCACAGACGACAAAACUCAAUGUGCCCCGAAAGACCCGGCUGUACGUGGAUCAGACCCUGCGGGAGCGGGAAGCUGGCACAGCCAUGCACCGGACCUUCCAGACUGACCUCUACCUGCUGCGACUGCGAGCUGCCAGAGCCUAUGUUCAGGCCCUGGAGUCCAGCCUGAGCCCCAUGUCAACCACAGCUCGGGAGCCACUCAAGCUGCAUGCUGUGGUUCAAGGCCUGGGCCCUACCUUUAAGCUCACACUUCACCUGCAGAAUACCUCAACGGCUCGGCCAGUACUGGGGUUGCAGGUCUGCUUCCUGUACAAUGAGGCGCUCUAUGCCCUGCCUCGGGCUUUCUUUAAGGUUCCCUUGCUGGUACCAGGACUCAGUUACCCACUGGAGACCUUUGUGGAGAGUCUCAGUAGCAAGGGCAUCUCAGACAUGAUCAAGGUGCUGGUGCUUCGGGAAGGCCAUAGUGCUCCCCUGCUGAGCGCCCACAUCAACAUGCCUGUGAGUGAGGGGCUAGCAGCUGCCUGAGCCCUGGGCCGGCAUUCAAACCUUCACAGAAUGGAGCCAGUCAGAUCCAGUGACUUCCAAUGUCGCCAGACUACUUCCCCCAGCAGCAGCGUAGUGAGCCAUCAGCUCCCUGUUCCUCUCUGAAACAGUCCCUUGCUGCCCACCUCUGCCAGAGGCCUGAGCAACAGGACACGGAGUGCUCAGAAUCAGCCCCUCCUCCCCCGGAACCCACCCAAGCACUGUCCCCCAUUCCUGCAGUCUGCCACUCUCCCCAGGUCCCAGGAGGUGGUCAGGGUGAGCAUAGCCCCAGUCCGUCCUUCCUUCCUCUCUUCCUUCCUCCCUCCCUCCUUCCUUCCCUCCUUCCUUCUCCCCUUCCUUCCCUCCUUCCUUCCCUCCUUCCUUCCCUCCUUCCUUCCCUCCUUCCUUCCCUCCUUCCUUCCCUCCUUCCUUCCUUCCUUCCUUUCUCUGUUCCUUCCUCUCUCCCUCCCUUCCACUCACCUAUUUCCUAUCAAGACCGCAGUUGAUCAAGGGCUUGAGAUUUCGGCUGGUACUGAUCCUCUGUUGCCCUUUGAAGUUGUAGGGGUGGGGAUGCUGCCAGCUUAGUUUACAGGCACAUGUGCUAAGCUUUCUCAGCUGAAGAGGGGCUCCACUUUCUACCCUGAGGCCCAGGGACAUGGGGCUCUGUCCUCAGGUCCUAGAUUAGCCACAGAGAGGAGCUGGUGCAAAUAGAAGGGACCCAUGUGAGGGGCUAGGUCCACACAGCAGCUGCUCAUCGUGGAUGCCCAUGUCCAGAGACAGUGUUCUGAAAUGGAAUGCCAAGCUAGAUAGCAGGGCUAGGGCUGGUGGCACUGGGAGAGGUGUUUCUGGGACCUGGGAAGUGACCCAAGAGGCAGCUGCCAACAAGUGCCUGUCAGAAUGUACUUAGGUCCAGGAGCCCAAGAUGGUCCCGAGGGUGGAAUAUUUACUGUGUAGUGGCCAGAAUAGGUCACUGAACAGGUACACACCAGGGCAUGGAAUGAGGCAGAAGACUAAAGGAAGAUGUGUUUAGAUGUCAAGUGUCAGGACCCCUGGCCCCCCUCAGAGACUGUGCUGAAUUGCUUGAGAAGCAGGAGCCCUGCUUCAUGGAGAGCAGCAUUCUCUCCAGUCUGAUCAGGUUCAGCCUGGCGUGUGGCACCCGCUCAGGCUUACAGGCCCCCACCACCUCUCCAGUACAGAAGUUUGCCUGGAUUCAUUCUAAGCCGUUGUCAGUUCUAGCACCAUUCAAGCUUGGCAGCUCCUCAGGAGGAAGGAAAGAAUUGGACCAAGAAGGCAUUACUUAACUGCACAGCUUCUGUCCACAAAACCACUGGCCACCACUGCCCAGUAACAGCCUCUGUGCCCACUCAGGGACCAGGGUGACACUGCCCACCUUGACCCUUCCAAAGAGACAGUGGGCCUGGACCCAAGAAACAGCCCAUCCUCCUCCUCAUACUGUCCCCUCAAGACAGGCACCUCCUGAGCAAGGGUAGCAAAGGGUUCUUUUCUUUGUGCACCAGUAGGGGGAGGAGGGGGGGGCAGAGCUGGACCAGGCGGGAGGUCUAACUGGAGAUGGGAAGAUUAGCCAGGGACAGAGGACGGAGUGUUGCUGUGAGUCAGAAGCCCCAGCCUAACCUGCAGCACCAAACAGGAAGGAAGGUCUACUCGAGGUGUUGAGCCCUUGUCACUGGUGUCAUGUGAGUGGGGCUGUGCUAUCAUGGGGCCAGGUUGUGUGUUGGGUCAUGGCACCCCAUUCCCUUUCACCCAAGUCAAGCUGUGAAAUCAGAACAAAAAUAUUUGAUGUGUGCUCUUUGCAUAGCUAUUCACGAUGGUACAAGGGGUGAGACGUGCCCAGGCCUACCAUGAAACACAGUGGCUUACUAUGCUUGCCCAGUAAGAAAUGUCUGCCAUGCACUUUAUGCACAUAAGAGAAUGUGAAGCAUAAACAGUGCAGAGUUCAGUACUCACGGCAGUGAGAGCUCUAGGAAAUUGUGGACCUUAAGGAUGAGAAGAGUCUCUUUUUUAACAUAAUACUUAUUUUGAAAAACACACCUAUGUAGUGAUCUGGAAGACUAUUUAAAGUAAAUGCCCUCUUCCCAUUCCACAGGACCAUUCCUGUACAACAUCCAUUUUCAUUAACUAUUUUAAAUGUGUAUAUAUAUAUAUAUAUAUAUAUAUAUAUAUAUAUAUAUAAUGAGAGAGAGAGGGGGGUUCUUUUAGAAUUAUGUGUAUGGGGGGGGGGAGGAGGGAUAUGUCUGUGAAUACAGGUGCCCAAGGAGGUCAGAAAAGGGCAUUUGGAUCCCUAGGAGCUGGAGUUACAGGUGGUUGUGAGCUACCCAGUAUCCGUCUUAGACGUUACCUGUUGACUCCCUGCUGUAGCAGAUGAGUGUUUGGUGCUCUUGAGACACCUCCCCUGCUCUCCGUGCUUUAGGUUAUCAGUACUUACUGUUGGCAUUGCUGUUUAUAUUGAUUUGUGAAAGUCUCAGUAAAGCUUAGAAAUAACUAUAACCAGUUUUGAACUCUUAGAUGUUUUAAUGAAUCGGCACUUGGUUUGACUUUAAUUUCUUUCAUUGCUUAGUUUUCUUAUGUACCAUUGAAAAUUCCCCCAUCCAAUCUCAGUUCUUUUCUUGGGACACUUCUUUCAUUCCUUGCUUCUGUAUAGACUCCUCUAUAAGAGAGUUCCUUUUCCUGUUAUCCCAGGGUUAGAGCCCCUGAUUCCUGGGUUCCGUGUCUUCUUUCUUAUUCUGCCCUGGGAUACCAGGGUGACUUCAUUGUAAAACCCACCAUUGUAAAACUGUGAUCCCCAGUUGUCAACCCGACUAUGUCUGGCCUGCACUACAAUCCAGAAAUGGAGGGCACACCUGUGAUCCAGAUCUUGAGGCCGGAAGACACAGGCUUCUGACCUGGAUUUUGAAGCACAGUGACCAUGGAAAGCUCAGGGCCAGGGAGGGUAACUCAUGCCUUUAAUCCCAGGAGACAGAGACAGACAGAUCUCUUAACAAGCCAGCCUGGGAAAGAACAAAUUCCAAGAACAUCUUAGGUCCAGGUGUGGUGGUACACAUCUUUGAUCGCAGCCAUUCUUUCUGCUGGAGGCCUACACAGCUAAGGACGAUGGAACAAGGAAGGCUUGCUGCUGCUUUGCCUGCUUGCACUUACUUGCCAGCACAUCUGGUGGAGCCGACUUCUUCAGGAUUCCAGCCUAUACAGAAGAGCAGCUGAGACACCAGCCUCGUGGGACUGAGCAACUACCAGACGCUUGGACUUCCCAUUAACAGCUGCCCGCUGUUGGGCUGGUUGGAUUGCCGCCUGUAAGUCAUUCCUGUAAAUUCUGUGACUCUAGAGAACCCUGACCAAGUCUUUAUACCACUGUUUGUCUGGACACUGCUGUAUUCCGCUCACAUAUGUAACAGUUUGGGUAGUAAAACAAAGCCAGGAACAGUUCUCCUAUGACAAAGCUCCCGUGUCUUCUGUGAUCUGUUCUUAUUGUUACUUUGAGAUAGAUGGGCAUUCCUCCUCUGGGCUGGCCUGUUGUUCUCUCUCUGGGAUCCAGUUAAGCUCAAUGUCUGACAAAUGGUUGCUCCUGAAAGGACUAGAUUGAUCCUAAUUUUCUUCUCUCUUCUUUCAUGGUCAUCUUUUUGCUUUGUUUUUUGAGAAUGAGAAUUUUGUAAGCUUUUCUUAAGUUUCAAACUGCUUUUCUUAGUUCUGAACUCCUCUGUUCAUACUUAUAUUUUCUUCUCUUUAAGCUUUGCAUUUGUUUGUAUGUGUGUGUAGCCUAACAGCAUCUAA